Molecule: messenger RNA, 405 nt
Organism: Cylicocyclus nassatus
Lineage: Eukaryota; Metazoa; Nematoda; Chromadorea; Rhabditida; Strongylidae
Source: the annotation of a GenBank genome assembly
AUGCUCAUCACCACAAUUUUUGUCAUCCUUGUGACGAAAUGGCAAGUUUUGAAUGUCGAAUGUCAAAAAACUCAGGAACGCACAAGUUCAUUCAGCGCGAUCAACUCAAUUGCCCUGUUUGCCGGAGAUCAAGGUUACGCGCACAGUGUCAUGAUUGGAAGCAAUAGAAAACAGUUCACAGUGCUUGUAACAUUGAACAGCCCCUUGCUGUGGAUACCAAGCAUAGCAUGCACGACACGGGAUCCUGCUGUACUUGCCAAGUGCGAUGUUAUCGUUGACGUGUGUAUACGAUCAUUCGAAGAAACGAUGCGACCAUCACCAAUUGUAGAUCUUGCUUUGCAUGCUGUUAAGUUUGAGUCUCCUACAGUCAUGAAGAUCACACAAUUAAUGUCAGUAAUUCCAUAA